CCAGGGCAAGACGGGCACCGCGUUGAACUUGUUACACGGCCUUGGUUCUUGUUCACAGUCGCAGUGUGCGAUGUUACAUGCUUGGGUAUGUGGAUUACCGUGGAAUUACGGAAUUGUGGAGUAUUAAGCGCACCGUAGGAGGUAGCGUUUGAUACCGAGAAAGUCGUUACAACCUUCGUCUAAGGCCUGCUGCCAUGUCUCUACGCGGCUGGGUGGACGACCAGCUGCACGAGGUGCUCGGCCUCUCAGACAAGUAUGUCAGCCAGUUCCUGAUCGAGCUGGCGCAGCGCAGCGGCUCGGCUGACCAGCUGCUGGACAAGAUCCGUGACACGGGCACCAUCGACGUCGACGAGCGGGUGGCGGCGUUUGCGCGUCAGCUGCAUGGUCGCGUGCCGCGCGCCGCCGCCGCGCCGCCGCCGCAGCGCGCCCGCGAAGCGGCGCUGGCCGACGUGUACCGCCGCAACCAGCAGUACCGCCUGCUCUCCGACGAUGACGAAGACGAGGAGGCGGGUGCGGCUGCCACGACAGCCAAGCCCGCCAAGCGUAGGAAGCAUAUCAGGAAGCGGAAGACGUCGUCCAGCUCUGACUCGGCUCCCGACGAUCGGCCGCAGGGUGGCGCUAGCGGCGCGCCGCAGGAUGGCGCUACCAGCUCCGAAGACGAGCUGGAGCGUGAGGAGAAGGAGCGCAUCAAGGAUCUGGCCGAACGGGACGCUUUCUCCGAGAGAAUAAAAAAACGGGACAAGGACAAGACCAGGAAAGUCGCAGAAAAAUCAGACAAACGCGGCUUCGAAGAGGCCGCCAAGCGGCUGCGCCUGGAGGCCGAGGACCGCGCCAAGGCGGUGCCUAAGCUGCGCGUCGAGUCGCGCCGUAAGUACCUCUCCAAGCGCAAGGAGGACAAGAUGACGGAGCUGGAGGCCGACAUCGCCGACGACGAAUACCUGUUCGACGCGUCGCAGCUGACCGAGCGCGAACGCCGCGAGCGCGACUACAAGAAGCGCGUGCUGGCGCUGGCCAAGGACCACGAGCGGGCCCGCGAGCUGGAGAAAGUGCAGCGCUACCACAUGCCCGAGGACGUGCAGGAGGAGCCGACUAAACGCUACACGGAGGUGGACGCGCGCGAGCGGGUGCCCAACUCCGAGCAGAAGAAGUGGGAGGAGGAGAAGCUGCAGACGGCACAGUACCGGUUCGGCGCGCGCGACGCCAAGCCCAAGGAGGAGACCAAGUACGAACUGGUGCUGGAGGAUACGGUGGAGUUUGUGCAGGCGAUGAAGAUGCCCGGUACGCUGAAGAGCUCCAGCUCGGAGGAGGAGGACGACAGCGACGGCGACGGCCGACGCAAGAAGAAGAAGAAGAAGAAAGUCAAGGUGAAGUCGCAGCUGGAUGUGGACGCGGAGCGCCAGCUGUCGGCGCGCGAGAAGAAGAUGAAAGAGAUUGAGGAGUGCCAGCGCAGCCUGCCCGUCUUCCCGUUCCGGGACGACCUGAUCCAGGCGAUCCGCGACCACCAGGUGCUGAUCAUCGAGGGCGAGACGGGCAGUGGCAAGACGACCCAGAUUCCGCAGUACCUCUACCACGCCGGCUUCUGCGACAACAACAUGAAGAUCGGCUGCACACAGCCGCGCCGCGUGGCCGCCAUGUCUGUCGCCUCGCGCGUAGCCGAGGAGCUGGGCGUCAAGCUGGGCAACGAGGUCGGCUACAGCAUCCGCUUCGAGGACUGCACGUCCGAGCGGACGCGGCUGAAGUACAUGACGGAUGGCAUGCUGUUGCGAGAAUUCCUCUCGGAGCCCGACCUGGCCUCCUACAGCGUCAUGAUCAUCGACGAGGCGCACGAGCGCACGCUGCACACGGACGUGCUGUUCGGCCUGAUGAAGGACAUCGCGCGCUUCCGCAAGGACCUCAAGCUGCUCAUCUCGUCGGCCACACUCGACGCCGAGAAGUUCGCCGAGUUCUUUGACGAUGCGCCGGUAUUCCGCAUUCCCGGCCGGCGGUACCCGGUGGACAUCUACUACACGAAGGCGCCCGAGGCGGACUACAUCGACGCCUGCGUGGUGACCGUGUUGCAGAUCCACGUCACGCAGCCGUUGGGCGACGUGCUCGUCUUCCUCACCGGUCAGGAGGAGAUCGAGACAUGCCAGGAGCUGCUGCUCGAGCGCACGCGCCGGCUCGGCUCCAAGAUCAAGGAGAUGAUCGUGCUGCCCAUCUACGCCAACCUGCCGUCCGAGAUGCAGGCCAAGAUCUUCGAGCCGACGCCGCCGGGCGCGCGCAAGGUCAUCCUGGCCACGAACAUAGCCGAAACGUCACUCACCAUCGAUGGCAUCAUCUACGUCAUCGACCCGGGCUUCUCCAAGCAGAACAGCUACAACGCCCGCACCGGCAUGGAGUCGCUGAUCGUGACGCCCGUCUCGAAGGCGUCGGCCAACCAGCGAGCCGGCCGCGCCGGUCGCGUCGCCGCCGGCAAGUGCUUCCGCCUCUACACGGCCUGGUCGUUCCGCAGCGAGCUGGAGGACAACGCCAUCCCCGAGAUUCAGCGCGUCAACCUGGGCAACGUGGUGCUUCUGCUCAAGUCGCUGGGCAUCGACGACCUGCUGAGCUUCGACUUCCUGGACCGGCCGCCGCAGGAGACGCUGAUGCUGGCGCUGGAGCAGCUGUACGCGCUGGGGGCGCUAAACCACCGCGGCGAGCUGACCACGCUCGGCCGGCGCAUGUCCGAGCUGCCUGUCGACCCGCAGCUCUCCAAGAUGAUCAUCGCGUCCGAGCGCUACAAGUGCUCGGAGGAGAUCGUCACCAUCGCCGCCAUGCUCUCCGUCAACAGCUCCGUCUUCUACCGACCGAAGGACAAGGCCGUGCACGCCGACACGGCGCGCAAGAACUUCUUCGUGCCGGGCGGCGACCACCUGGUGCUGCUUAACGUGUACGAGCAGUGGGCGGAGACCGACUUCAGCACGCAGUGGUGUUACGAGAACUUCAUCCAGUACAGGUCGAUGAAACGCGCGCGCGACGUACGGGACCAGCUGGCCAGCAUGAUGGAGCGGAUCGAGGUGCCGCUGGUGGCGGCCAGCAAGGAGGACAACACCGGUGUCCGCAAGGCCAUUACGGCCGGCUUCUUCUACCACACGGCGCGGCUCACCAAGAGCGGCGGCUACCAGACGGUCAAGCAGAGUCAGACGGUGCACAUCCAUCCCAACUCGUGCCUCUUCGAGGAACUGCCGCGCUGGGUCAUCUACUUUGAGCUGGUCUUCACCACGAAGGAGUUCAUGCGGCAGAUUGUGGAGAUCGAGAGCGCCUGGCUGCUGGAGGUGGCACCGCACUACUACAAGGGCAAAGAGCUGGAGGACUCCACUAACAAGAAAAUGCCUAAGGGCAAGGGUAAGUCGAGGUCUGAGCUGGAGAGAUAGCGCGCGUGUGUGUGUGUGGGGGGGGGGGGGGGCGUGUGUCAAUGUCCGUUUUCCAUCACCGUUGCAUCCUGUGAUCGGUUGUUGAUCGUACGCCUCAUUCAUCGUAACGAGAAUAUAUGCAGCAAAUGUGUGGCUUUUUGCACUCCAGCGAACCUGAAAAGGUGUGGAUUUGUCUUUGACAGUGACCGGAUUUGACAUGAAACGGUGUAAUUCAAGUAUUAUUUUCAGUUGUUUCCACCCUUACUUUCAUUGUAGCUUUCAAUUGCUGUGUUUUCAACCCAGUGAGCCCCGCCGCUCCUGAGGCGUCUUCAUUCGGCUAUUUCCCCUCCCCCCUUGUUUGAACUCGGGAGAUAUUGUCCCUUCAACUGUGCGCUGGAGGCUAUGGAAAUGCUGGCUGAGUGGGAUAGGAGCCUGUGCGCAGGGCGUCG
Molecule: messenger RNA, 3820 nt
Organism: Pollicipes pollicipes
Lineage: Eukaryota; Metazoa; Arthropoda; Thecostraca; Pollicipedomorpha; Pollicipedidae
Product: pre-mRNA-splicing factor ATP-dependent RNA helicase DHX16-like
Cellular component (GO): catalytic step 2 spliceosome; intracellular anatomical structure
Molecular function (GO): helicase activity; ATP binding; RNA binding
Source: RefSeq, a predicted model, not a curated record